AAAAUGAUAAACGGUGUCGUUUCAUAUAAUACCAAAAAAAACUCUUCUGUAAUUCUGUUUCUCAAUCUCAACGUCUCUCAGGGAUUUGUCUACUUGUUUUCAUCUACUUAAAAUUCAGUAAAGCCGGUUUAAUUUGGUUUGAGGCUAUCUCCAGACUCCAAUGGGAACAAGAGGGAUGUGUUUCAGUUUUGAUUGCUCUCAUACUAAGAUAUCUAUUCCUAAAUGUGAGCUUUCUAUUUUCCAAAUCAUCCCUCUGAUUCUUGGAACAAUCAUGGCAAUGGGAAGGCUUAACAGAGCAGGCAUCAUGGUUUAUGGUGGAACCAGCAAGCCUGGCCAUUUGUAAGACAAAACAUAUGACAUAGUAUAUGCUUUCCAGGUAUCUUUGCCUUGUUAUAACAAUAUAUCCUCAUUGUUUCGAUUUGUAAUGUUUACUAUGUUACUGUGACUUUAAUCAGGCUACUUAGUACCAUUUUGAGUCAGCGGAUGAGAGUCCUGAGAAGACAGUAGAACAAAAAGACUUUGUUGGGCUAAAGCAGAGAGCAACUGGAUCUCUGUUGCUGAGGAAUUAAGAACUGUGCUUGAU
Arabidopsis arenosa is the source of this 583-nucleotide messenger RNA. The record is from the annotation of a GenBank genome assembly. NCBI's taxonomy places the organism in Eukaryota, Viridiplantae, Streptophyta, Magnoliopsida, Brassicales, Brassicaceae.